UCUAUGUACUUUUUCCUUUUUUCCCCUCCCUUCAUUUUACUGCGAGAACAACGCUUAAGAGACUCAAGAAUACAUUUCUGUUUUGAAGCUGCAGUCUUUCAUUAAGUUUCCAAAGAAGUCAUGGCUCGUACCAAGCAGACUGCCCGUAAGUCUACUGGAGGCAAAGCCCCUCGAAAGCAGCUGGCCACAAAGGCUGCUCGUAAGAGUGCCCCCUCCACUGGUGGUGUGAAGAAGCCCCAUCGCUACAGGCCUGGUACUGUGGCUCUGCGUGAGAUCCGUCGUUAUCAGAAAUCCACUGAGCUGCUGAUCCGCAAGCUGCCCUUCCAGCGCCUGGUGAGGGAAAUCGCCCAGGACUUCAAGACUGAUCUGCGUUUCCAAAGUGCAGCCAUCGGAGCUCUGCAGGAGGCCAGCGAGGCCUACCUGGUGGGUCUGUUUGAGGACACCAACCUGUGCGCCAUCCACGCCAAGCGUGUCACCAUCAUGCCCAAGGACAUCCAGCUGGCACGUCGUAUCCGUGGAGAGCGUGCUUAAAAUGUUUUCCUUCAUCCUCCAUUUUCCAUCACUUUCCUUCCCCUGUUAAUUGUGGUUUGGUUUGAGGCUCUCUCUCUAUAUAUAUGUAUGUUUAUAUACAUAUAUACAUAUAUGUAUCAUGAUUGUGAUAACCGUAAAAUGUGUGAUUAUGUCUUCUUUGGUGCUACUAGUAGCAGUGUUUCCUUAGAGAUAUUGUCAUGUAUGUUUGAAACUUAGGAAUCACAGUUAUGGUCCUCACUUGUUACUAGCUUGCUCACAGGAAUGCCAUGUUAUCUUCAUGAAUAGGGUGUUUUUUGUAAGCCAAGAAUAGUAUGAUAUGAAAUAAGUAUAGGAAGUAAAAGUUAGACAUUUUUACCUUCAGACACAUAGGUUGAUACAGUGGGUCUUUGUUUUAAUUGUCCAUUUUAAUUUGUAAAAGUAGUCAUUUCUCAUUUUUUGCAAUAAUGGUGUAUUUCUACUGUUACUUUUAAGUGUAAAAAACUAAAGUUUGAUUCUGUUGUCAGAACAUUGUGCUAAAAUGACACUGCAUGAUUUGACAGACUACGAGCGGCAUAAAUGUAGCAGAACUUUGUUGAUCAUGUCUUGAUUUUCAGCCAUGUUAUUAUGUCCAUUUAAAUGUUUUUGACUUUUGGUUCCUCUCUCAGGUUAAUAUGUAAACCUAUUUUUUCUACUGUGUUUUGAUUUGUUUUCAGGCAUUUUUUUAAAACAUAUUUGUACCCCAGAAUUCACAUAAAAACAUAAUAAACAGAUUUGUGUGGUUGAAUGGA
Messenger RNA from Solea senegalensis (Senegalese sole), 1298 nucleotides. RefSeq names its product histone H3.3A. The transcript has 4 exons. Gene Ontology annotation, molecular function: structural constituent of chromatin; DNA binding; protein heterodimerization activity. The record is from RefSeq and is a predicted model, not a curated record. The coding region runs from base 121 to 531 and encodes 136 amino acids. Lineage: Eukaryota; Metazoa; Chordata; Actinopteri; Pleuronectiformes; Soleidae. Gene Ontology annotation, cellular component: nucleosome.